CUAGCUAGUAGCUAAUAAGUUUUCACUUUGCAUCAAAUAUGGAUGCUAUGCUAGCUAGGUCUAGGUUAUAUAUACACACACAUGAAGGUUGAAUGAUAUGGGGGAGCGGGACUGAGCAGCGAGCUAGGGCUUCACACACACAAACACACACACACAUACGUAAGCUGCUGAUCUUCAUAUCUCUGAUCUCUCUCAGAACGCAAGUAGAGCUAUACAGAAGAAGAAGAAGGUGGAGAAGGAGAGGAGAGGAAGACCGAUCCUUAUAUAGCCAGUACUGAAAAUUGAAGGGGGCAGGGAGGCCGGCGGGUGGGUUUAAUUCGCGGAAGUGGUGCAACGAGGAGAUAUGGUGGCGAGAGGACCGCCCAUGUCCAAGAGGGAGCUCGGAGGCUGUUUCUAGCUAGCAAAGUGGUGGUGAUCAUCACACAUAUAUAUAGCUAGAAAUGAUGAUGAUGGCCGGGAGUCCGAAGUUGAUGAAGGGCGGCGGGAGGGCAGAGGCUGCUGGAGAAGGAAGAAGCUGCGACGGCGGCGGGACGAGGCCGGGGUGGCUGGAAGGGGUGAUGGGACCGGAGAGAGGGUUCUUCGAGGGAUGCAGGCACCACUCGGACCGCCGGAAGAAUGAGAAGAACAUCUUCUGCCUCCGUUGCUGCCUCAGCCUCUGCCCCCAUUGCCUCCCUGCCCAUCCCUCCCAUCCCCUCCUUCAGGUGAGACGAUAUGUGUACCACGAUGUUAUUCGGUUGGGCGAUCUCGGGAAGCUCAUAGACUGCUCUUAUAUUCAGCCAUAUACAAUUAACGGGGCAAAAGUGAUAUUCUUGAAUGAGAGGCCACAAUCGAGGAGCUCAACUAAUAAUAAGGGCUCUGCCAACAUCUGCUUCAACUGUGACAGAAUUCUCCAGGAGCCCUUCCACUUCUGCUCCCUCCAGUGCAAGGUGGAUCACCUAGCGUACCAGGGGGAAGACCUGUCGAACAUCCUGAGGAGGUUUGAUGAGUCGGAUUUCUCGAUCUCACAGUUUGAAGGGUUGAGGAUGGACGGAUCAGAGCUCGGGGAGGAAGUGGAGGCCGAAGCCCAACAACAUAUGAUGAGUAACACGGCAGCAACAUACUCCAUGAACAUCCUAGAAGAUCAGGAUGGCGACCCCAUCGACGAUGUGCUCAACGAUUCGGACCAUCAUCACACGGACACAGGAGGGCGGAAUAUGAACACGGGAAUGCCCAAGAGGAACAAGAAGAAGGGCAAUGGGAUGGGAGUGGGAGUGGGAGUGGGAGUGGCUUCUUUUCUCAUGGGAUUGUUCUGUCCCUGGGCAGCAGGAGGAAGGGGGCUCCUCAUAGGGCUCCUUUCUCCUAAUUAAUAACCUAGCUAUAUCUAUCCCGCCCCUGAUCAGGAUACAAAAUAUAAUUUUUAAGAAAUAUUAUAAAC
Molecule: messenger RNA, 1414 nt
Organism: Punica granatum (pomegranate)
Lineage: Eukaryota; Viridiplantae; Streptophyta; Magnoliopsida; Myrtales; Lythraceae
Source: RefSeq, a predicted model, not a curated record